This is a messenger RNA of Notolabrus celidotus (New Zealand spotty), 2515 nucleotides long. RefSeq names its product transcription termination factor 1-like. The transcript is spliced from 11 exons. The record is from RefSeq and is a predicted model, not a curated record. NCBI's taxonomy places the organism in Eukaryota, Metazoa, Chordata, Actinopteri, Labriformes, Labridae. Bases 154 to 1899 code for a protein of 581 amino acids.
CAGACCGACACAGGCCUGCUCUGUGGCGCCACCACGCAUGCGCCGUGAAGAGCUAAGGAAGUAAACAAGCAGCGUUGCUCCUGCUAGCACGUGUGGAGGAGACGAUCCAACAACAAACAAACCCACUUUAAUUCAUCACCUCCUCCUGCAGUCAUGAAACCCCCUGCAGACAGUCAGCAGGACGAUCCCGUGCCUCUCGACGUCACCACACCUGCACGAAAAGAAAAGAGGAAGAAGAAACACAAAAUAGAGGAAGAGGAGGUCAGCAUUUCAUCUCCUCCUGCUUCUGAUGGAGAUUUGAGCAGUGGGCACAAAAAGAAGAAGAAGAGGAAAGAGCAAGAGGAGGAAGAGAUGCAGGUUGAAGAAGUAGAAGAGCCUGUGACAGAAAAGAGGAAGAAGAAAAAACAGAAGAAAACGUUGAGUGAGGAUAGCGUCGUCACAGAAACAGACGAGCAUGAGGGAGAGACAGACCCGGGUGUGUCUGUGGAAGCCAACAGCAAGAAGAAGAAGAAGAAGAGACGAGAGGUCAUCGCAGCAGAAACGACAGAAGAGCAAAACAACACAGAGAUGGAGCCUCAGCUGGAAGAGGACCAUGAGGAAGAGGAGGAGGGGGGAGAAGAGAGUGUGCCGAGCAGCAUCUCAAAAAGAAAGACUGUAAAAGAGAAGAAGAAGAAAGUAGGAAAGCCGAAAGACAGGAAGGGUGCCAGGGUUGCAGUGAAAGGAAGAGGAGCGGUGCAUAAAAGACAGAAGGAGAGGAUGUCGGCUGCAGAGGAUUGGAUUGAAUCUUCAGCGUUGGACGAGCUGCAGGAGUACAUCCCCGACAUAAAGAAGAGAUCCCUCAGAGAGAUCAACAGAAUCAUCAAAUUUGAUCUGCAGCGCUUCAGGAAGUUCAAAGAGGAGGGUGUGCCUGUUCGUUGGGGGCGGUUCAGUGAGGAGGAGAACCAACAGAUCAGAAAGAACGUCUCAGACUUCCUGGCUCUGAUCGGCAUCAACUCAGCCACUAAGGUCAUGUUUCCAAAAAUGUUCAGCGAAGAGGCGGAGGAGAUCCAGAAGCUGAGACUCCAACAUCGCUUUGUGGAAAAGAUCUCUGAAGGGAUCCCUCGGCCGUGUCAUCAGAUUCACAUCAGAGCCAGGAAGAUAUAUGAUGAAGGGAACAAUAAAGGAAGGUUCUCAGACGAGGAGGUUCAGACUCUGAUCAAGUUACAGAACAAGCACGGGAACAACUGGAAGAUGAUCUCUGAGAAGAUGGGCCGCAGCGUCUACUCUGUGGAGAAACGCUUUGCCGCCAAUGCUAAAGGUCACGGGUCGUGGAGUCAUGACGAGGAGUCCAGGUUGAAGAAGGCUCUGAAGGAUUACCUGAUUGUUCAGGUGGAGCAGAGUCCAGAAGGUUCUGCUCUGACCAGAGACCAGCUGUGUAACAACCUGCCCUGGGCGGAGAUCAGUCAGAAGGUCAAGACGAGACACUGGAUCCAGUGUCGACUCAAGUGGUUCUCCCUCCUGAAGAACAAACUGGGUUCAGGAGAGAGCACCUUCAACAGGAGGUCAGAAGGACUUCAGGCUAAAAUCCAGCUCAUCAACACGUUGUACAACAUGCGUGUGGACGAUAUCGCAGACAUUGAUUGGGACGAGGUCGCCAAAACUAUCGAUAAAGCGACGCCUGUGUGCAUCCAGAAGAGUUUCCGACGUCUAAAAGUUUCCAGAGUUCCUAACUGGGCCUACUUAUCCUAUGGAGAGAUCAUCGACUUCCUGUACUCCAUAGUGCUUCCUAGCCUGAAGGAGAAGCUGAAUGAACCCUGUGAAGAGGAAGAGGAGGAGGAGAAGGAGGAGAGGACAUACAAGCUGUCUGAUAUCUUCAUCUCAGAGGAUGAGGAACAGUUCGAGGAGGUGGACAACAGUUAGCCCGGCUCAUGGCUGAAAGGACACAAACAUGUAGAGACAUGAAGUCAGGGGAAGUAAUCCCCCCAUCUGAUUGGCUGUCACCUGCCAGUGGACAUUUUUAUUAAUAGAUAUAAACGUGGAUUGAAUUUCCUGCUAAACCAGAAAUGAAAGGAUGUUGUGAUUUUAUUCUAAAAGUCAUGAUGAGCAAAUGAUCUGUUAAAAAAAAAGAUUUAUGUUUUUUAACUUUAUAAAUUCUCCUCGGUCGAGUUUGGAGUCCUCUUUGUUAAAGUCUGAGUUCUUGUCACCAGAGACGAGGACCCCCUUUGAGUUAAAUGUUGUGAAUAAAAAUGAAGACACUUUGAUACUUCUGUGAAUUAAAUGCUGCAAAAUACAGAAAAUUAAAGGACUAGUACGGCAAAAUGAACCCAGACAAAGUGAGACCUGAACAAAGGCCUGCAGCAACAUCAUCAGCUGAGUUAAGUGCCUGGAAAAUGAAUGCAUACGAUUAAGUCUGAAUAUUGGUGCUGAGAAUGUUUUUAUAUUUGAGCUCAUUUUCGUACUUUUAGGAAGUAAUCUGCUUUUCUGUGAACGGGGAACUGAUUUCAAGAUUUGAAUUAAAAGAAAAAAGUUGUCUGGA